AUGGAAGAUACACAAGGUUCACCACUGGCAAUGUGGGAGACUGAUAUUCAAACCAUUGAACUGGAAAAGGGAAGCCUUGGCCUUGGUUUCAGUAUUUUAGAUUAUCAGGAUCCUAUUGAUCCAGCAAGCACAGUCAUAGUAAUUCGCUCCUUGGUCCCUGGAGGAGUUGCAGAACAAGAUGGCCAACUUUUGCCUGGUGAUCGCUUGAUGUUUGUCAAUGAGAUGAAUUUGGAGCAUGCGAGUUUAGAGGAGGCUGUUCAGGCACUUAAAGGUGCACCUGCUGGAAAUGUUAGCAUUGGAGUAGCAAAACCUUUGCCUCUGUCACCAGAAGAAGGCUAUAUCUCUGCUAAGGACGAAUCUCUUUUCUACUCUGCACAUUCAUAUGCCGAGGAAGGGCCCAAUGAUGCACCUCUUUUCCAUGCUGAACUAGCUAUGGUUGAGACCACUGAUGCUGACUUAACAGGAGAAUGCAGUAUGGAAUCCCGCUUUGCUCACAAUAAUGACAGCUUACUCCAGGCUUCUUUGAUAGCCUUGCAUGGUAGCCCUUGUAAUGAAGAUCUUCUUAGUGGUUUGUCUGAUUGUUCACUGCAGGCUCUAUCUAAAGAAGAGGACUCCUUUCAUUCUUCAUAUGAUGUCUGUACUGAGAGGUUACCUUUUCACAAACCAACUCCCCCAAAUGAGCUGUGGGCUACGUCAACACCAGUUAUAGAUUUUAAGUUGCCUACUAUGGACUUUUACAACCUAAAUCUUGGCCAGCCUGAACAUACUAAGCUGACAGAUCACAAUGAUGUUGCUUCUACUGACUCCAAGGAUAACUCAGAAUUGGUUGUUUUCAGCAAGCAGAUAGAAAGCAAAUCAUCUAGUUCAUGGAUGCCAUUACAGACUCAUGGAGCUGACACAGCUGCUGACAUUCCUUCCUCUGUUUCAAAGGCUGAAGGACAUUUAUCUGGAAAACCGUAUUAUGAAACAAAUGAGGAGUGUGCACCCAGGACCUUGCCUAAAAGCAAAUUUGAGAAAACAAUUACCAUAGUCAGAGGCAACUGCAGCCUAGGCAUGACUGUAAGUGCCAAUAAAGAUGGUUUAGGGAUGAUAGUCCGCAGUGUUAUAAAUGGAGGUUCCAUAAGUCGUGAUGGUCGUAUCCAUGUGGGAGACUGUAUUUUGGCUAUCAAUAAUGAGUCCACAGCAAAUCUAACCAAUGCCCAAGCAAGGGCCAUGCUGCGGAGACAUUCUUUACUCGGACCAGAUUUAAGAUCUUCUCCCGCACCUGCUGAUGAUCAGGCCCCAUUUUAUGUCAUUACAUAUGUUCCAAGUGAGAAUUUGGAAGAAUAUCGAUCAAGUAUUGGCCAACUUAGUGAAGGAACACAAUCACUUGAACCUUUGCCUGUACAAAACACUAGUGAUGCUCCAGAGCUACCUGAGCGUGAAGAAGGUGAAGGGGAAGAAAGUGAACUGGAACAUGCAGCAUUCAGCAACUGGAAUACUCCAAGAAGGGUAGAGCUUUGGAGGGAGCCUGGUAAAUCUCUGGGGAUCAGCAUUGUCGGUGGCAGAGGCAUGGGAAGCCGAUUAAGCAAUGGGGAAGUGAUGAGAGGAAUCUUCAUCAAACACAUUCUAGAGGACAGUCCUGCAGGCAAAAAUGGAACUCUGAAAACUGGAGAUAGGAUUGUGGAGGUUGAUGGCAUUGAUCUAAGAGAUGCAAGCCAUGAGCAGGCAGUGGAAGCCAUAAGAAAAGCAGGCAAUCCUGUUGUCUUUCUUGUUCAAAGCAUCAUUAACAGGCCUAGGCCUGAGUCUCUGUAUUGCUCUCCAUCUGCCUCUGCUUACAGAGGACAUCCACCUACUAACCCCUUUUCUCAUCACUCAUCCAAGAGUAAAAGCUUGCCUUUACAGAGCACAUUU
Molecule: messenger RNA, 1893 nt
Organism: Staurois parvus
Lineage: Eukaryota; Metazoa; Chordata; Amphibia; Anura; Ranidae
Source: the annotation of a GenBank genome assembly